CACGCGACAAAAAGAUUUAGGCACCGGAUUUUUCAAUGGGACAAGAAAAAAUGUAGCGCUGCCGCCAACAAGACACACCUGAACGUUGCUUGAUGUGUUGCUUUCAUCGCACGGAUAUGCAUACCACACUCAUGCAUCACUCGUGCUAUUGGGACAACUCGGAAGAAACAGAGUUGCAGCCAAAACAGCAACGGUUUCAUCAUCACCAUUGCAGAGAACCAGCAUUUGUUGGGCUGCCAAAGAGGUGAAAGGUGAAAGGAUCAGUCUGCAAGAAAGGUGCGAGCAAGUUAUCAACAAUCAACGAACAGCGGCAAACACCGCUCGAGAUUGAGCAGUGCGAUAUGAUUGGCAACAAUGCGAACGCCGGUGGUGAUCCUGGUGGAGUCCGUGAUGAAAGGAUUGUAGCCCCAGAUGCCCCUGCGACAACUAUGGAAAUAUCACCUGCUGGCAUGGAAUUGACCUUUCAAGCGGAUGAUCCUGCUGCUUUUGUAGAUUCCGAGCUCCCGGACUUGAGCCAAGAAGGUUCUUCUUUCCGUGAGCCUAGCAAGAAAAUAUCGUUCAAAACAGCUGAAGCAAUGAAAGAAGGUAAAUCUGAAGGAUAUGGUCCGCUUCCCCCUCCACGGGAAAAGCCCACUCAAUUUCGGGAGCAGUUUGAUCAUUUGAUGACUCGACUAGAGGAUCGCUUCCAAAACGAACGACUGGGCUUGGAAGAGAAACACAGUCGAGAACUCGAAGAGGCAAUGGGAUACUUCAGCUUGAGUUCAGGGGAGCGGGAAGCAAAGCAGCAAGAGCUGCAGAUGUCUCUGCUAGAAGAUAUUGGUAACAUGGCACAACAACUUCAGGAGCUCACUGGAACGCUUGGAGCCGACGAAGCUAUGGGUGAGAGUCUGACGCUGCCCAGUGAUCCAAACAUACUGGAGGAAUAUGCCAAAAGAAUGCAUCAUCUGGAAGAUCACUUUCAAAGAGAGAAGAUGCAACUGGAGCAGAAACAUGCAUCAGAGAUGGAAGAAGCCCUAGGGACACUCAAAAUGUCAAGAGAGCAUCGGGAAGCCAAGCAGGUGGAUCUGCAGAAUGAACUCUCGGCAGAACUCGGAGGCGUGGAAAAGCAGCUCGAGGAACUCAACCGAGCCAAGGAAGAAUAUGAAGCAAAGAUGGGGAACUUGAAGCGGCAGUUGUCCCAGGACGAUCGAAGCAGUGUUAGACCACCCCGCGCAGACCCGAAGCUCAAGACCAUCUCGAGAAGACUGAGCGAUGUGGAACGGGAAAGAGACGCGGCAAAAGAUGAGCUUCGCCGGCUCAAGCUUGCCCUGCAAGUAACUCAAGGAGAUGCAGGCCAAACCACCAGAAAGCCUCCUCCCGCAAGAACUUCGAGUCGACCAGGCGCUGCAGCGGGUGGUAAACUGUCGUCGCAGGAGGGCGACAAGAUUGCAAGUCUUCGAGGGAGGAUUGAAGCAGUCGAAAGAGACUUGAAAGAAGCGGCUCAGACUCCUGGUGGAAGCAGCACCAUGAAGCGACUUCGCGAAAAGAUGAAAGCAAUAGAGAAGGAUUUGGAUGAAGCGGAAGAAUCAACAAAGGAACACUUUGCGCUGGAGCAUCUCAGGGCCAGAAUGGAGAAGGUUGAAAAGCUUUUGACCGAAGGGGAGAGGGCUGCAAAGGAUUGGGAAGCUCUUGAAGAGCUCCGACACAAGAUAGGCAACGUUGAUAGUGACCUGAAAGCAGUUGAGGAAGCCAAAAAAGAAUUCGAGGCAUUGGAAGCUCUCCGUUCCAAAAUGGAGGCCGUCGAAUCAGAGCUGAAGAUUGCCGAGCAGCUUGCGAAUGAUCGAGAAAACGUCGACGGCCUACGUCAGAGACUAGGUCAAGUUGAAAGGGAUCUUGGCGUUGCUGAACCGCCAGCCGAUGACCAUGGCUCGAUCGACAAGCUACUCCAUAGGCUUGCCAGAGCUGAAACUACGUUAGAGGACGCACGCGCAUCGACAAAAGCCAGUGAGAUUGCAUUUGCAAUGCCUUCACCAGGCGGACGGUCCAUAGAACGGACAGAAAGGGACGAAGAGGUGGAAAAGAUCCUCAACAGGUUGGCCUUGGCAGAGAGGAAACUGAAAGCAGCGAAAGAGUCAGCACUGCGUCGAAACCCUAGUGGUGGAUUCCAUCGCGCAGCGGCCCCAAGCGAUCUUCGGCCACAAUCGGCCACUCCAUUUGAUGAGCGUCAAUCCAGAAUUCGUGCGCGGUUGCAAGAGCACCUGGAUGAAGCCAGUGCCGCUCGUCAAGGACAGGAGAGACAGCCAUCAUUGGACGAUGGAAAGCCUGUCAGGGAAGCACCUCAAACCAGGCGGACGAUCGAUGCGCAGUAUAUGUCCAGGCCUGAAGAUCCUAGUUUGCAAAGACCAAGGCGUGGUGAUCCUUACAAUUCUCAACAUAGACAAGCGAGGGAUUUCAGACCGCACGGUGACAAUGCACGGGAAAGUCCGUCUCGAUACGAAGCACCUCGAGAGUUCAGAUCCCAGAACCCCAGGGAUUAUCGUUCCAUGAAUGUUGACGAUCCCGGGCUAGGCCAGUCAAGAGCUCCCAGGGAAAAAUUUGAGGAGUCCCGACCCCUUGGAGGUUUCUCAAGAGACGGUAGGUACUAUGUGGAGGAUGUCCAUUUCGACAGAGCUACCGAUCCCCUCCCAAACCGUCACAGCUUUGACGCCGCACACACGCAACCUCCAGGGACAGCAGACCCAUCACUGGCGGGCACUAAAGGCCAAGCGGUACAGAGUGGAACCUUGCGACCAUUGCGUCGAAGGCGUGCAGGUGAUAUCCCUGGAGCUGUUGCUGGUCAACCCAAAUCGACAAAUUAUUCUGUUUUAGGUGACGACGAGGACAGGUAUAAGAAUCAACUAGAAGAACUCAAGUAUCAGCGCGCCCUUCUUUCUCAGAAGCUGAAGAAGGCAGCAGAAGAGGAGAAGAAGGCGGAAGACCAGCCUCCGGUUGAGCCAAAGUUCAGUUUCAAGGAGGCAAUUCGGAACGAACGAAACCAGCAAUCGAGGGGGAAAUUGAAUCCAACAAGAAAUCCGAAACCACAAGUCGCGCCGAAGAAGGCACCUGAAGAUAACAGAGAAGCGCCUGUGCCAAGGGAAAUAAAAACGGGAGGGGACCCUCCCAUUCAACCUCCUGCAGACGUCAACGGAGACCCCCCAGUCCAGGUGCCUUCCUUGGGGGAUGACCUGAAAUCUCGCAUCCUUGCUCGUCCGGCUGUACCUGGACGAGAUCCGACUUCUAGAGAUCCCAGCGCACCUGAUCCGAACACUCAAAACCCCAAUGCAAAAACAACGGAACGCGGCGUCGUUGACCCUCCGGACUUCAUUGAUCCACCAGCGACUGCUAGGCGAAGGAGAAGGGCUCAAAAGAAAGCGUCUGCUGCAAAUCCAUCCGACGAAUCAGGCAUAUUUUACCCCGUUAAGUAUCCUGAACCAUUUUAUGACGCGGGAUCCAUUUCCACCGCAGAGUUGCCGACAAACUACGAACCAGAACGAGGCGGCCCGCCAAAACGAGUAGUAUACGUGAAUCAGGGGCAGAGCAGUUCGAGGAAGAUGGCCCAGGCUCAGGAUCCAACACCUGUAGAACCCAGUGCCGACUUGGCGUCGCCUCCUGCUGAGCAAGCACCCCAAACGCCGAAUCCAGCCAGAGCAGCCCAGGGUACGCAGUCAGAGAUCCUGCAACCUCCAGGGCCACAAAAACCUGUCCAUCCUCCUCCUCCCACUCCUCCUCCGCCGCCACAGUCACCACCAUCGUCACCACUUCCCCCCGAACAACAAGCUGCAAAGCCGUCACCCCGAAUGCCAGCAAACUCAACGUCCUCGCAGUUCUCAGGCUCCUCCGCUUCAGAAUCACAGAAGCGGACCCGUCCGAAGAAGCCGUCGCCUCAACAACCACAAAUCCAUGUUGUGCAGCCUCCCACUGCAGCCGUGCAACAGCCUAUUUUCCACCAGACAACGGUCGUCGAUGGAAAAGCUGCUGCCCGAGAACGACGAGAGAAAGAUCAAAUGAUGCGCUGGGUGAUUGGCGUGCUGUUGUGCUUGGCUAUUGUGCUCGCCGCUGUCAUACUUGUCGUGGUAGUGUUGUUGCGAAACGGCACUACGACUCAGUCAAUUCCAUCUCCCGCGCCAGCCCCGACUCCAUCAUCGACCUCAAGCCCUACAUUCAGUACAUCCCCCCCAGGCAACCAAACAUUGUUUCCGACUGGGAAUGGAACUGGCAAUGCGACAAUGUUUCCAUCAACGAUGUUUCCAACCACCGAGGGCUCUAAUUCACUUGAGCAAUGCCCACCUCUUGACAGCAUAACCCCUUUGACGCCGAACGGCAUAACUCAGCAACUGAGUACAGUAGGGACGUCCUUUGAUCCAACGCAGUACGGCCUUAUGAGCUGCGGCAUAAUUGGAGAACUAGCUGCGGAUGGCGUCUGGUUUGCAAUGAUUGGUGACGGAGAUGUUGUCACGAUUAGUACCUGUACGCAGUUCUAUCCUUCCUUUGAUACGCAACUGGUUGUAUUUACUCCGGUGAAUCAGACUGUGGGCUGCAGAGAAGGUCUGGAAUGUGUGACAUCCAAUGAUAACUUUUGCGGGCAGCAAAGUUCAGUGACGUUCAUUGCCCAAGAAAACACUCUUUACUUUGUCUACGUGAGUGGUAUGACGGCUGCCCCUCAGUUUGUAAGUCCAACAGAGGGAGACUUUUCGUUGACGGUGUCUACUUCUCCUGAGGGAUCCUGCCAGGGGGCGAUCGGCCCUCUGGUCCCUUCUCCCAGCAACCAGCUGCCGGUGAUUGUUGUGGGUGACUUGCUUGGUGGCACCUUUGGUGUGGAUCCUUGCAACCCGGAUUUGCAAACUCGAACGGGAGAGUUUUGGUACAAGGUGACUGGCACUGGCACUAUAGUUGCUGCUUCCACCUGUCACGCCUUGAGCAACUUUCAAGCGCGUUUGGCAGUCUACUCGGGCUUAUCAUGCGAUGUCUUGAUGUGUGUCACGGCCAAUGACGAAGAUUGCGGAAAUGGCAGCGAGAUCAAUUGGUUUGCCGAGGCAGGUACAGAAUACUAUCUAUUGGUCUACACUCCUGUUUUUGUACCGGAUAGUCAAUUCGGUAUCACGAUACAGGAAAUCUUUUAAUAGAAGUGCAGGCUGUGACAGUUUGUUGAUCGUUCGGAGAUUUUGCCCACGAAGCCACUUCUGGGGGGACUGUAUAUAAUGUUUCAAGUUGAUCAGUAUCCAAUUUCCGGUUUAUCCAGUUGUACGUAGUUUCGCUGCAAAGUCUUGUAGUUAUUUUUGACUGAUU
Seminavis robusta is the source of this 5304-nucleotide messenger RNA. Lineage: Eukaryota; Bacillariophyta; Bacillariophyceae; Naviculales; Naviculaceae. The record is from the annotation of a GenBank genome assembly.